UCAAAUCGCACAGUUAAGACAGUUUUAGAGUUCAUUAAUGGCGACAGCUGAAGAAGCUUCAAGAAUAGAACAAAUCAGGCAGCAUCUCCUUGGAGAAUUCAACGAUUGUAAUCCAAAUACAUAUUCCACAAAUCGCAUCUCACGUUUUGAGAUCAUAACAGAGAGUUAUUCUUCUAUCCCUAUCCAAUAUCCACUUCAAUACGAGAUUAAACCUGAAACAAUCAACCUCAAGGAUACGAUUUCUUCGCAAUCUAACUUCAGAUCUCGAAAUCCAACAAAUCCACCUACACUUAACAGAUUCGAAUGGCUAAAUUUCGGUUCAUCACAGUCUGUUGCCGCAGCUGUUUCAAUCGAAACACGUUCAAAACAGGUACAACAACGGCGAUACAGAGGCGUAAGGCAAAGACCGUGGGGGAAAUUUGCAGCGGAAAUUCGAGAUCCGAAUCGUCGUGGCUGUAGAAUAUGGUUAGGAACAUUUGAUGCUGCUACUGAAGCGGCGAUUGCGUAUGAUCGAGCUGCUUUCAAGAUGAGAGGAAGUAAAGCGAUCCUUAAUUUUCCUCUUCAAGCAGGGAAAUGGCGGAUUACGGCGGUUGAUGAUGAUGAUGGAUUCAAGAGACGGAGAGAGAUGGAAGAGGAAGAAACGGAAGGAAAACGUGCGAGAAUGGAUGAGUUAACGGAGGAGGCGGUUACUUCAUCUUGUGGUAGUAGUAUUGUGGUUUGUCCGUUAACGCCGUCAAUAUGGAGUAGGGUUUGGGAUCAUCAAAAUGUUGAAGAUGGUAUAUUUAGUCUUCCUCCAUUGUCACCGAUCUCGCCUCAUCCUUUGAUUGGUUAUACACAACUAUUUGUUCUUUAA
Molecule: messenger RNA, 853 nt
Organism: Impatiens glandulifera
Lineage: Eukaryota; Viridiplantae; Streptophyta; Magnoliopsida; Ericales; Balsaminaceae
Product: ethylene-responsive transcription factor ERF105-like
Exons: 1
Coding region: 38-853 (271 amino acids)
Biological process (GO): ethylene-activated signaling pathway; regulation of DNA-templated transcription
Molecular function (GO): DNA binding; DNA-binding transcription factor activity
Source: RefSeq, a predicted model, not a curated record